This is a messenger RNA of Arachis duranensis, 1482 nucleotides long. RefSeq lists its product as uncharacterized. The record is from RefSeq and is a predicted model, not a curated record. The transcript is spliced from 5 exons. Lineage: Eukaryota; Viridiplantae; Streptophyta; Magnoliopsida; Fabales; Fabaceae. The coding region runs from base 117 to 1409 and encodes 430 amino acids.
GAGGCGGAGGAUGGUUCCCAUGAAUUUCUACGAGUCCUACGUUGAAGGUGGCAUCCACCAGCCACUUGUGUGUUGCAAUAUGAUUAUAGGCGAAAGAGUUGGUUAGCAAUUCAAACAUGAAACUGGUAUGGUAUUGUAUUCAAUCCGAAUUGAAUACAUCAUUAUUUUGUCAUCACGGUAGAUGCAGUGGCUGUUCCCGUGGUGAUCACGCGCCGUGGCUGAGUCUGAGCAUUCUUACAUUACAAAUAAUGGCGUAUAGAAGAAAGCAAGCAGGAUUGUCAAGGGCUUCCACCUUCAAGGAAGAGUUUCAUUUGCAGCAACAACCAUUGGAUUUAUCGCUGGAAAACAAUGGAAUUGCAACUACAAACAUGAACGAUGCUUCUCGUCAUCUUCGUUCAUCAGCAACUUUGUCCUCUUCCUUUUCCUUUACUCCAACAUCUUCGACAUCCUCUCUCGCUGCUGCUCAGGCCAUCAAAGCCUCUCUUCGUGAUCCAUCCUCCCUCACUUUUUCCUCCACUAAAUCUUCGUUUGCCGCCCCUGAACAUCACCGAUCCAAGUCAUAUGAUAUUAGCGGAGAUGCUUUAGGGAGAGGUGACCCCAAGUCUGGUUUCUGGGGAGUGGUGGCUCAAAAAGGCAAGGAUAUUCUGGACGACAACGAUAAACUAAGAUUGCAAUCUUUUAAUAAUAAUACCUUUGCUCCAGCUGCUCGACCUUAUCAGGAAGGGAAAACAGGAGAGCUGAGAAGUCAAUUAAUAAAGGCGAAUGUAAAUGGUAGUUUUCCUGAUCGCGAAGACUCAAAUAAAGACACUGGAACGUGGAAUCCAUGGCCUCAGCAAUCAGGAGGCCCCACAUCCAACCCCACCGCUAUCCAUGAAACUCAACUCAAGGCAUCCCGCGACGUGGCAAUGGCAACUGCUGCUAAAGCAAAACUACUUCUACGGGAGCUAAAAACCGUUAAAGCAGAUUUGGCUUUUGCUAAAGCAAGGUGUGCUCAACUAGAAGAAGAGAACAAGUUACUUCGGGACCGUGAGGGUCGUGAGAAGGGACAAAACCGUGCAGAUGAUGAUUUGAUUCGGCUUCAAUUAGAGACGCUGCUGGCGGAGAAAGCUCGGUUGGCGAAUGAGAAUGAGACAUGUUGUCGUGAAAAUCGUUUUCUAAGAGAGAUCGUGGAGUACCAUCAACUGAGUAUGCAAGAUGUAGUGUCUCUAGAUGAUGAUGAGGAGGAGGGCAUGGACGAAGUCACAGAACUAUAUCCUAUAGAUACCAAUGGCAUGCUAUCCAUCUUUCGUGGACCACAAGAAAAAAAAGAGGAACAUUAUCAUGAAGAUAAUAAGAAUGUAUCGAAAGAUGAUCAUAAUGAGGUUUCUCCUUGUACCUCAGCUUCUGUAGAUGAGCAAGCAAAAAAAUAAUGAAACCUUUAUAAAUAUGCAUAUAAAUAAAUAUGCAUAAUGUAUUCAUUGUAAUUUGUAACACUUUUGGCCA